AUGGCAGAUGGAACAGAAAGACCGAUAGCUUUCGCGUUUAGAACUCUGUCUCAAGCGGGAGGAAAAUAUGCACAGUUGGAGAAAAGAGGCACUGGCUCUUAUCUUUGGGCUGAUAUUACAAAAGAAACGCCGAGAGAUCAAAUCCUAAGGAGAGUUUAUCAGUAUACAAAAUGUGGUUGGGGACCCAAUGGCGAACCAGUCAUUGAACAAUACAGGAGACGAGCGAGCGAGCUUUCGAUUGAGAACGGUUGCUUACUAUGGGCAAUCCGUGUCAUCAUUCCAAGCAAGUUGAGAUUGUUGAUUCUGUCUGAGUUACACAAAGGACACUUAGGAAUGAGUCGAAUGAAAUCAUUGGCCCGCAGCUAUGUAUGGUGGCCAAGCCUAGAUAAAGAGAUUGAGGAAGUAGUGAAGCAGUGUGAAGCUUGUCAAAGUUGGCGAAGCAAACCGGCUCGGAUAGAUCCUCCGCACCCUUGGAUUUACCCUCAGAAGCCAUGGGAGAGAGUCUACGCCGACUUUUGUGAAGUCGUAGGGAAGCAGUACCUGCUUAUGGUGGAGUCAUUCAGUAAAUGGCCUGAAGUACAUGAUCUAGGUACUCAUACAUCCACGAGCACAUCAUCAGGAUCCUCUCAAAAUAAUAACAGUGCACGAGAAAACAUCACUCAGACUACACCAAUGUCCCAGCAGUCUCACCAGAUACCACCGUCUGCAACAGUUACUGAAGAGAGACCAUACCCUCUCCGUGAAAACAGAAACCACUUGCACAGUACCGACAAUCCUAAAGGGCGAGGAGUGUGA
Messenger RNA from Corticium candelabrum, 795 nucleotides. RefSeq lists its product as uncharacterized. The transcript is spliced from 2 exons. The record is from RefSeq and is a predicted model, not a curated record. Lineage: Eukaryota; Metazoa; Porifera; Homoscleromorpha; Homosclerophorida; Plakinidae. Bases 1 to 795 code for a protein of 264 amino acids.